Cooperia oncophora is the source of this 243-nucleotide messenger RNA. Lineage: Eukaryota; Metazoa; Nematoda; Chromadorea; Rhabditida; Trichostrongylidae. The record is from the annotation of a GenBank genome assembly.
AUGCGAAUAGACGAAUCUCGAGGGAGAUCAGCAGCUGAUCAUAUAAAUUUCAUGUCAAAGCAGUUAUCUGAAUUUGAAUAUCGAAUGAUGCGAAGAGCACCGACGGAUAGAGAAAAAUGGAGGGCUUUCUACCGUAUCUGGUGUUUGAAGGAGGCUGUGCUGAAAGCCACAGGGACGGGAUUAGUGGACGAUCUAGCAGUUUUUGAUUUCCAUACGACUGAAGAGCCUUAUGGCCCCGGUUAG